This is a messenger RNA of Camellia sinensis, 324 nucleotides long. Lineage: Eukaryota; Viridiplantae; Streptophyta; Magnoliopsida; Ericales; Theaceae. The record is from RefSeq and is a predicted model, not a curated record.
AUGGGAGGACCGCCGCCAAACAUGGGAGGACCGCAAAGCCAAACAAUAUGGAGGAAAUUUGCGCCGAACAUGGGAGGACCACCCAACAUGGGAAGAAUGCCGCCGCCAAACAACAUGGGAGGACCGCCCAAUAACGCACCAAAUUUCCAAUAUGGGGGUGGACCUAACAAUGUAGACACGCCUUUCCAAAACAGGGAAAUGCCUGGUCCGGGACAAAACAGAGAAUACCAGCAUAACUAUGCUCCAAACACAUCAGGCGGAAACCCUUACCAGACCCAGGAUAUGCCUGGAAGAGAUAUGCCCCCACCACCAAAUUAUCAAUAG